Messenger RNA from Scomber scombrus (Atlantic mackerel), 6996 nucleotides. It is a transcript of the gene rp1, whose product is annotated as oxygen-regulated protein 1. The coding region runs from base 1 to 6996 and encodes 2331 amino acids. The record is from RefSeq and is a predicted model, not a curated record. Gene Ontology annotation, cellular component: axoneme. The transcript is spliced from 5 exons. Gene Ontology annotation, biological process: retina development in camera-type eye; photoreceptor cell development; axoneme assembly. Lineage: Eukaryota; Metazoa; Chordata; Actinopteri; Scombriformes; Scombridae.
AUGAGCAGCACACCCCUCCAGGAGCCACUUGCCCAGGGAUUGUCCUCGGGCAGUGAGCAGACAUUACCCUCCCAACUGUUACAGCCCAUCCCUGAUCCCUCAGCUUCUAAAAGAGUAUGUUUCUACAAAAGCGGUGACAGUAAAUUCAGUGGGCAUCGCAUGGUCAUCAAUGCCCGCACCUUCAAGACAUUUGAUGCUCUACUAGACGCGCUGUCUAAAAAAGUGCCUCUGCCAUUUGGAGUGAGAACCAUCACCACACCUCGUGGGACCCACCUUGUUAAGGGUUUAGAUGACUUACAAGAUGGGGGAUCAUAUGUGUGUUCUGAUCAGAAACGGGUUAAGCCGCUAAACUUGGAUGAAGUGAACCGGCGGCAGGUACCAUGGAAUACCACCAGGCCCCCCAGCGCAGGGCGACGAAGGCGCAAAGUAUUCCAGUUUGGGAGAAGGAAUGAAGUUAUCAACAAGCAAGCAAAGAUCAGUGAGAGGGGGGCAGUAAGGACACCAAAAAGACUUUUGGUCAUCAAGAAUAGGGAUCCCACUGUUAAACGCACAAUUGUGUUGCAGAGAAGAACAGCACCAACAUUUGAAGCUUUGCUGGAUUACCUCUCACAGAUCUUGCAGUUUCCAGUACUGAAACUCUACUCUACAGAUGGCAUAAGAGUUGGUGGCCUUAGUGCACUUAUCUUGUGCUCUGGAGUCAUCGUGGCAGCAGGCAACGAGCCAUUCAGAUUAACCAACUACACUUUUCACAGCAUGGGCCAGAUGGCACAGGCAAUGUACAUAGAUACUGUGGAGCCAUCUAUGUUGGAGCCUCAAGCUCAGAACAACAAAUCCCUCUCAAGUGGAAGAGGCUCAAGAAACUUCUCCUUAUCAUCAGAGCAAUAUAUCAUCAAUCAGAUAAACAACUCUCGAAAUGGAAGCACGAAUAGCCAUCAGCAUCACCACCACGGAUCAGCUGAAACAGAGGUGAACCAGCAUUGCACAUCCGUGGAGAGCUGUGGAGAUGCUAUGGUAGAUAAUGAGGUUCAUACUUGCAUAGUACCUCAGGAUGAUGACAUUGAAAAGUCUUUUCGUGUGAAUCAAGAUGGCAGCAUGACUGUCGAGAUGAAAGUCCGUCUGACCAUCAAGGAGGAGGAGAUGCUCCACUGGACAACCACACUCAGCCGCUCCAGCCUUAGUAAGACGACAGUUUAUGCCUCAAUUUCUGAGUCAGGCAACAGCUCACCUGACUUAAACAACGCUGUUGCCAAUGACUCCUCUAGCAUCAGUGAAGAUGAAGCUAAAGAAGAGAACCAUCCCGCUGUAAGUGGAGAGGGCGUCAGCUUUAAAGAUGAACAAGUAUAUGAGGGCUACCCUUCCACAGCCUUGGGGAGAGCAAAAGCAAGUUUCAAGCGUGUACCUACGCCAGGUCCACGACAUAUUAAGAAGAAUGCAUCUAUUGAGAGUGUGAAAAGGGUGACACCCUCAGGUGUCCAAGAGAGCACCCUGGGCCAUUAUUCCUACAUGGAGAGGACAGCUGAUGGAGAGGCAACUGAGGGAUACUGUGUGGUUAGACACAGCAGCAGCAGCAGCAGUCGGCCAGUCCCAAAGCCUCGGAAAACAGCGUCUGCUGGGGUGAGCAAAAAAAGAUCCCACUCCUCAAUCAGAUCAUCGGGAGUAGCUGAGGUCCUUCAGAUAGAAAAUAAUGGGAUGGAGGUUAGAGAGACUGUGAUGCACAUUCAUGAGAGUCAAAGCUGCUACAGCAACUACCUUGCAAAUGAGGAAUAUAGCGCAGAUGGUGCAUCUUUGCCUGGUCCCUCUUCAGCACCAGUAAGCAAACAGUCCAUUGACUCAAGGCCUCAUUCAUCAAGCAAUGAUUGUGAUAUCGAUUUUAGCUGCCAGCCACCCACUGGUGACUCACUACAAAGACAGAGAGAGGAGAUGUUAUCAUUGUCAUCAGAGCCAAUACAGGAGAUUCCAAACAAUCUAUCUUCAGUAGCUGAGAAUGAAAGCCAAACUGCAUCAAACUCUCAAACUACAGGUGAGAAGAAAAAGGUGAUAAAACCGUCAACGAAGCAGAGGGUUUCACCUUCAACUAGUAGCUCAGGUAAAAAGCAGAAGGAAAGCAUAGUAGGCUCCUCAAAGAACAGCAAACAUUCAUCCACUGACAAGAUCAGCAGCAAUGCCAGUAUGGGAAAAAAGAGUUUGAGUUCAUCAGAAAGUGUUAAAAGUGGUCAAAAGAGUAAAGCAACAGAAAAGCAUGAACUGAAAAAAUCAAUUAAGGAUGAAAAGACACCCAGAAAGGAGUCAGCUUUAUCACUUAGCUCUGAAAAUAUAAAAAAGACCCCACCCAAGAAACAAAACAUAAAUAAUGCAGCUGCUAAGGAUAAUGCCCAUAAUGUAAAUAAUCCAAUUGGGAGACCUCAAAUGAAAAAGAACCUAUCAGACAUUUUGCAACCCAAAAAAUCACUUUUACCAGGAAAAAAGCAGAUAAGCAAGCCCAAAUCUAUGAUUGAAAACCGGCUACUAUCAACCAAAAAAUCUUUAGAGUUGAGCGAGAGUGUUUCUAUGCCUUCUCUCAAUCCGUCACCCUCUGACAUUCACCAAUAUGUUGAGAACUGGUUAGAGAAAGUCAGCUCAGACCCAGUGCCAUAUAUGGAGGAGGAGGCAGACGCAUCUUUGCCUCAGCCAAAGGUCGUGUUUAAGAUAGGUGGCGAUUCUGAAUCAGAGGAAAAGAGUGAUUGCCAGAAUAAUCCUGAAGAAUAUUAUCCAUCGCUUGGUGAUGCUGUCAAGAAAUCUACUUCUUGUCUAUCAGUUCCUCUUAGCCAUGAAUGUCCAGCGACGACUCCGCAAAACAAUGAUCAGAAAGCGAGAGGUUUAUGUGUUUCAAUGCCAAGUGUCCGAGUCGAACCUGCACUACACGAAAACAGACUGAGGUCACACAAAUCUGCAGAGAACAUCAGCCCAGUUGACAGUGAAUCACCCUCAUCUUCAUCCAACAUUUUAAGUCCCAAAGCAAGAAUAAAGCCUGUUCUGCGGCAAAUUUGUUCAUCCAUUCAGUGCAUCAGAACAAUGCCUGACACCAGCAAGACAUCGAAUCUUGAGAAGUCCAACAGUCUUCCUGAUUUCUCAACACAAGUGGCUUCAGUGUUUGGUUCAUCGUGCAAAGCUUUCCUGUCAUUCUUGUCAGUGAUGACGCUGAGGGAUAACCUAACAGGCUCUGCGCCUAGUGACGAAUCGAAAAGCGACUCUGAGGCUAUGUUGAUGUUGGAGUCCCUGCAGAAAAUUUCCACCAUUGACGACCAGGAAGAACUGAGGGCGAGUCUGACAGACUUGGAAAGCAGAGCGUCGUCUCAGCUCAGAGACCGCUGGAAGGAUUUCCAGAUUCUAAGGGAAAGGCUAGAAAGUGAGCCUCUUUCUCCGAAAUUUUCAGAAACAGAGUUUGCCUUGGAUGUUGUGUCCGAAGUGGGUGACGCAUUUGAGGAUCAGCACAUGGGUAUUGAUGAGCUUAUGGAUGAGCUGAAUAUGCCGCAAGACGUCAGAGCAGAGAUUUCUUCAACAAUCCAACAAGUUAGAAGUUUUUACCCAUUAGAGGAGAGCACUUUUCUAGAAACUGAAAGACACCACUCGGACACAGAUGAAGAGGUGGAACAAUUUGUUGAAGAAUGCAAAGAAUCGCCAGAUCCUGAAAGUACUUGCAUGGCUGAGAACAUAACUGAGGGAAAACUGGGCAAUGAGGAAGACCCCUCACACACUGGAGAGACAUAUUACUUAAACGAAAUGCAAAACAUAUCUGAUGAACAGGCAAAGAUAAUGAAUGAGUCAGAGCAAGAACUCAAUCAAAGUAAAGAAACAAACCUUGACGUAAAAGAAUCAGAUGUAUCACAGCCAGAGACAAACGAGCCCUUAAAAGAGAAGGAAAAUGAGAUGGAAGUAAAGGAAGAGGAGGACCAAAUUGAGGAGGAAGUAGAGGAGGAUAUGGAGGUGAAAUACUUGAAAGAGAUAGAUAAUAAUGAUGGUGGUGGAGAGACUGAAAAUGAAGACAGAGAAAGGGAGGAAGAAGCAGAAGAGGAGGCACUGAGGGAAGAUGAUAAAGGAGAGGAAGAAUGGGAGGCAGACAAGGGAAGUGGAGAGGAAUCUGUUGUGAAAGAAGAGGAAGGGACAGAGGAAGAAAUGACAGUGGAUGGUGAAGAGGAGAAGGAGAAAUUAGAAAAAGUAGAGGAGGAAGAAGUGGUUGAAGAGGCAGAAGAUGGAUUCAUGGAUGAUGAGGGUGAGGAAGAAAGAGGGUACAAUAGUGUUGCAGAGACAGAUGAGAGAGAUGGUGCUGAGGAGACAGAUGAGGGAGAGGAGGCAGAACAUAUCAUUAAAGAGGAAGAGGAAGAGGGGGAGAAAGCAGAGGAAGAAGCUGAAGAGAUUAUUGAGGACAAGGAUGAAGAAGUAGAAAACAUUAUUGAAGGGGUGGAGGAGGAGGAAGAGGAGGAAGAUGCAGAAGAAGAAGCUGAGAAGGUUACCCAGGAGAGGGAUGAAGAAGUAGAAAAUAUUGAAGGAGUAGAGAAUGAGGGGGAGGAAGAGGAGGAAGAGGAUGAAGGUAAAGAAGAAGAAGCUGAGGAGGUUAUUGAGGAGUGGAAUGAAGAAGUAGAAAAUAUUAUUGAAGGGGUGGAAGAGGAGGAAGAGGAGAAAGAUGUAGAUGAAGAAGCUGAGAAGGUUACCCAGGAGAGUGAUGAAGAAGUACAAAAUACUAUUGAAGGAGCACAGGAAGAGGAAGAUGAUGAAGGUAAAGAAGAAGAAGAAGCUGGGGACGUUGUUGAGGAGAGGGAUGAUGAAGAUGUAGAGGAAGAGGCUGAGGAGGUUACUCAGGAGAGGGAUGAAGAAGGAGAAAAUAUUGAAGAGGAAGAGGAAGAGGAGGAGGAUGUAGAGGAAGAGGCUGAGGAGGUUACUCAGGAGAGGGAUGACGAAGGAGAAAAUAUUGAAGAGGAAGAGGAGGAGGAUGUAGAGGAAGAGGCUGAGGAGGUUAAUCAGGAGAGGGAAGAAGAAGUAGAAAAUAUUGAAGCGGUGGAGGAGGACCAAGAGGAAGAGGAGGGGGGUAAAGAAGAAGAAGAGGCUGAGGAGGUUACAGAGGACAGGCAUGAAGAAGUAGAAAAUAUUGAGAGGGUGGAGGAGGAUGAAGAGGAGGAGGAGGAUGAAGAGGUGGAGGAGGAGGGUAAAGAAGAAGAAGCUGAGGACAUUAUUGAGGAGAGGGAAGAGGACGUAAAAAAUAUUGAUGAACUUGAGGAGGAGGAGGAGGAGGAGGAGGAGGAGGAGGAGGAGGAGGCGGAGGCGGAGGAGGAGGCGGAGGCGGAGGAGGAGGAGGAGAAUGUAGAGGCAGAGGCUGAGGAGGUUAUUGAGGAGAGGCAUGAGCUGGAAGAAGAAUCAAUAGAAGAGAAAGAAAUCGUAGAGGAAAUGGAGAUUGUAGAAGAUACGGAAUUAGAUCAGACAUUAGCUGAAGAGGAGAGGGAAGACGAUGAAGGACAUGAAAGUAAUAAGUUAAGUGAGGGAUGUGAUGAAGAAUCUAAUGAAGAGGCAGAAGAAGAAAAUGUUAGGGAUAAUGAAGGCAGCAGUGGUGAUGGUACAGUUAGUAAAAGUCUACUAGAGGAGGCCUCGUAUUUGAGGCAGCACAGCAGUAGUUGUGAGAAAGAUGAAGCAAACUAUGAAGCAAAUACAGAUAUAAAGGAAACAGAACAUAGUGCUGAAUCACCAACCACAUAUUCCACUGAGGGUCAGUGUGAGGAUGACAAAGGUACUAACGGAACAGACACGAUUAAUGAUGUCGAAACAGACGAGGGAGGGGAUUGUAAUGAGGAAAGUGGCAGUCUACCCCACCCAGUACAGAUAUCACAGGAACUACUUGACUUUGUUAACUCUGCCCUACAGUCUUCUUCACUCAUAUUCAUCUAUGAUGAUCGAGGUAACAUCAGGAUAGAGCCGGAUAAUGCUCGCGUUGUGCAAAUGAACCAAGCUUUAAUCUCCGAAAGCAGAAAGGAUACCUCGUAUGGCUUAAAAUGUCUACCGAGUCCGAGCACCUCAGAUUUAUCCGACUACAGACCAGAAACGUCAGAGAGUGGUGGAUACAAAACUCAGGAGUCUAUAGACAUUGUUUCAGAGAGUGGAGACGAGGCUUCAGAGAGGCCUCCUCCAGUCUACAGACAUUCAACACAAAGGACUGAGAGAGCAAAUGUGGAGUGGGCUGACUCUUCCAAGUCCAAACUGUCUGUGGCAAGUAAUUCAGAAGUCUCGCACAGUUCACGAUUAAAAAGUGGAGGGAGUUUCUCUUCUCAUGAUUCAAGCAUGAAAGCCUCAAGAGAGGAUUUGUCUUAUUUCAGUGCUGCAAGCUCAUUAAAGGCAGAGGCUGAAGCUGCUACAGAGGCCACACAGUGCAUUUCUUUUGGCUCAGACAAAGACUUAAACGAUGGGGUCUUGAUUGACAAAGGUAGAUGGCUGCUCAAGGAGAACCACCUCAUUAGAAAAUCUCCUCCAAUCUCACUGGGAAUGUAUGGUAAUGUGGACACUACAUCCAUUGACACAGGCCAGGAGAACACUAGUGAGGAUUCCCCGCCUCAUUAUAAAACCCAGAACAACCCCCUCGCAGCCAUAUCCUCAUCAGAGCUUGAGGAAAUGGCUAAGCCUCAAACUCCAAAGUGCACCUACUACAACAUGCCACACGGAAGCGAUUCUGACCCCUUUCUGGAUGAUGUCAGUGUUAAAAGUGGAAAAAAAGAUUCAAGCAGUAUGAAAGGGAGAUGUGUCAGGGUAUCACCUACCAUUGACACAUCCAAAACUUGGGCAAAUAAAAAUGGCAGUCUCUCUUCAUUUGCCUCAGUUGAGUUUAAACUAUCGGACAGAAAAGUGCAUCCUGAGGGGGAAUCCUCAGCUGUGACACAGGCAAGAGGGACAUCUAGUGCAGGAAGGCGUGUACUGCAAGCACAAGACUCCCUGGAAACAUUGCAUGUGAGAUGUACCCAAUAUUGUCCAAUUCUAUGA